Molecule: messenger RNA, 1062 nt
Organism: Capsicum annuum
Lineage: Eukaryota; Viridiplantae; Streptophyta; Magnoliopsida; Solanales; Solanaceae
Product: protein YIF1B-like
Exons: 5
Coding region: 1-1062 (353 amino acids)
Biological process (GO): endoplasmic reticulum to Golgi vesicle-mediated transport
Cellular component (GO): COPII-coated ER to Golgi transport vesicle; Golgi membrane; endoplasmic reticulum membrane
Source: RefSeq, a predicted model, not a curated record
AUGCAUAAUUUUUGUCGUUUCGCCCGCUUGACUUUGAAAAUGCCUCCAUUGGCCCCGUCAAAACAACCAGAUCCACUCAAUAGGCCGCCAAGGAUUGCUCGAGAAGUUUCUCCCAAAAUCUUGUCUAGAGGGUGGAGCACUGGGACCAAAGGCCGGCGGUUGGUUUACGCUCGGAUUACUCCUUUUAUGAUGAUGGUGUUUGGUUCAGUUUGUACAAUUAUAUUAAUAUUGGGGUCAACAAUGUAUGAAACAUCACAAUAUCACAAGAGGAUUUUCACACCAAAAAAUUGUUCUCAACAAAUUGAUUCAUCAUUUGGAAAUGUUUUAUUAUAUGGUGCUGGAUCUGAUAUUAUAAAAAAUGAGCUUGGUGCUUAUGGAGAAAAAAUAUUAGGUUCAAGUUCUUCCUAUGUUCAAAGCAAUAUUGGCAGAUACAUUUCCAAUCCAGAAUACUAUUUUCAAGUGAAUGAAGAUUAUGUGAAGAAUAAAUUGAAGGUGAUUUUGUUUCCAUUUCUUCACAAGGGACAUUGGAUGAGAGCUGCAGAUAUUUCUGGAGGAGAAUUUUCAUUUAAACCUCCAAUUCAUGAUAUAAAUGCACCUGAUUUAUAUAUCCCUAUGAUGGCUUUUGGUACUUAUUUGGUUCUUGCUGGCUACUUCUUGGGCAUUACCACCAAGUUUAGUCCAGAAGCACUAGGUGUGCAAUUCACAACAGGUUUGCUAUGCUGGCUUCUGCAAGUCCUCUUACUUGAAGCAACAUUACACUCAUUAGGAAGUGGAGAAGUGCCACUUCUUGAUAUUGUUGCUUAUGGUGGCUACAUUUUUGUGAAUGCAUCAAUCAUUUUGAUAUGUAGGAUCAUUUGGGAUUAUGUAUUUUGUUUAGUUACAUUUUUUGAAUGUUUUUGUAUGGGGGUUUUCUUGAUAAAGACCAUGAAGAGGAUCCUAAUUGGUGAAGUUAGAAGCUUUGAGAAGCAUUCAACAAAGAGGAAUUACCUUUUGAUCUUGAUGGCUUUGUCACAAAUUCCUUUGCUUUUUUGGUUGGGAAAUGUUGGUGUUGGAGCUAAGUGA